AUGCAGACUGGUACCCGCCUCAGACAUCUCUUUGCCACCGUCCUCCUCUUCUGCCAACCUGCCCAUCCAGGCGCUCUCUGGAACGAGUUCCGUUCUUCAAUCUGCGACGACCUGCGUCACCGUCUACGUUUGCUCGGCCGUGAGGACGCCUCUGAGGAGGAUGUCUACGACUACGGGCUC
This is a messenger RNA of Trametes versicolor FP-101664 SS1, 180 nucleotides long. RefSeq lists its product as uncharacterized. The transcript has a single exon. The annotation marks the transcript as partial. The record is from RefSeq and is a predicted model, not a curated record. NCBI's taxonomy places the organism in Eukaryota, Fungi, Basidiomycota, Agaricomycetes, Polyporales, Polyporaceae.